AUGCAGAAUGUAAACCAUUAUCAGACAGAGACCUGUGCCCCCAUCCCAGGAAUUGUCUCACCCUUUCGCACAGACUUCACCAAGAUUUCUACCGCAGACGUUGCGAACAACGGCUGGACUAUCGCAAACUAUGCAACCUUCCGCACAGACAGUGCGAAUGGUGGAGUCUUCCCCAUUGAAAAACGCUUUGAUGCACCGUAUAUCUGGACAACGGCUUACUUCCUAUACGGGAAAGUCGAUGUACAACUCCAAGCUGCCCCUGGGGCAGGUGUUAUCACUUCAGCAGUCCUAAUGUCGGAUACUGCAGACGAGGUCGAUUGGGAGUGGAGCGGUAAUGACUAUGCCCAGAAGCAGCCCACGGUGCAAACAAAUUACUUCGGCAAGGGUAUAACAGGCAGCUAUGAUCGCUCGACAUUCGUCUCUCCAGGGUUCAACAUGACAACUGGGCUCCACACAUAUGGUAUAGACUGGUCGGCCGACAGUUUGACGUGGUCUAUCGACGGAAAAGCUGUUCGGACGCUAUAUAAAAAGAAUUGCGACAACGAUCAGCAUCAAUACCCGCAAACGCCAUCGCGCUUCCACCUCGGCGUGUGGGUCGCAGGUGAUCCGUCUAAGCCCCCAGGUGUCAUACAAUGGGCCGGAGGUCUAGCAGAUUUCACUCGGUUACCGUAUACUGCUUACGUCAAGAGUGUGAACCUGGUGCCACAGUCAAAGUGUGCAUACUUCAACUACACCGACAAGACAGGCUCCAGUAACAGCGUCCAGUGUCUGAAUGAAUUACCUAAGUCUUUAUCUACCAUUCUCAGCUCCACCGCGCUCAACACCCUCAGCGCUGCUCCUCCGGCCCCUUCUACCACCACAAAGGACACCAGCACUUUGAGCGCAAGCUCAUCCCAGUUCCUCUCCUCGAGCAGAGUCGCGGGUGGUGCGAACACAACGAACACAGCCAACGGCGGGAGUGCCCAGGCAAGUAGAAGCACAGGAUCUGUUCAGCUCACGACAAGCACAGUGUACAAGACUACCAUCUAUGAAACAGUCACAUCGUGCAACUCGACUGUCACAAAUUGCCCCGCUAAUAAGCCUCUCACCUCGACUGUGCUUGUGACGGAUGUUGUAGUCGAUUAUACCACAGUCUGUCCUGUAACUGAAGACAAGAGUCAGUCUUCAGCACCAAAAAGCUCAUCUACGGAGCCGGGGUCGAAGGCACCAUCUCCAUCAGCAGGGCACACGACUUCAUUGUCGACAACGGGUGGGCAGACUCCUGGCUCUAAGCCUUCUUCAUCCAUGGGUGAAGCCACAUCUUUAUCCUUGAAGGACUCCUCAUCGAUCAAGACACCAGGACAAACCACGUCAUCUGAAGACUCAGCCCGUCAGGAAUCACGAAAGCUUCCUGCCUCUCCUUCUCCUCAAACCUCCACGAUUCCAAAGGACUCGUCUGGUAAAGUCACUGGGUCUCAAUCAAAGCAAAGUUCCGUUCUGUCAGGAAACACUCCAGAAGCCUCCUCUAAGCAGCCCGAACUCACAACUUCCACAGUUUACAGCACAAACAUCUACACCGUGACUUCAUGUGGACCAGAAGUGAAGAACUGUCCGGCAAAGUCAACAGUUGUCACAACGGAGGUUGUCGCGGCUUAUACAACUGUCUGUCCCGUCACCAGCACUUCAGGCGUGUCUCCUGGCGGUUCCCCAGGGGUGUCCACUGGCAAUCCAAGCGAGACUCAUCCUAGUGAGAGCGCACCGCCACUAUCCUCAUCAACAAGCAAUACUCCCAAAGAAGGCUCAGAGAAGCAGUCGUCGCAGACGAUUUUUCAAGGCAACGGAAGCGAAUCCCUGACUUCUUCAUCAACAAUCAGCCCUCCAAAGGAUGGCUCGCAGAAGCAGUCGCAAAUUGUGUCCUCGGGUAAGCCAGGCGAGACUCAUACGGGUAGCGACUCACCAUCGCUGCCUGCUUCCACUACCGUAGCUCCUGAAAAUGGGUCGGGGACGCAGUCGGAGAAGGGAACGUCUUCGACCAACCCAAGUGAAUCUCGUGUCAGUGAUGGCACACCGCCGCAGUCUUCGUCUACGGUAAUCCCUCCCAACGAGGUGCAUGCUAUGCCGUCCUUAACUUCGUUGGCCGGAUCCCAUGACGCGACCACGUCGAUGAACUACGGCCAACCCACUGCAUCGCUGUACAAUACAGACACAGAAUUGAAACUCUCGGGAUCACUGUCGCAGUCCGCACCUCCAUCCGCGGCCACGCCCGCAGACAAGAGCGGUGAUGCGAGCCCGUCGGCACACAAUAGCGCCCACGAAAGUACGGAUAGCUCAGGCGCCGCAGCAGAGCAAGGGUCCGCACCUCCUCCAGGAGCAUCGCCUGGGCCGGACGGCUCAGUCCCUGUUCCGGCAGCAGGAGCAGUAGACUCUCAUUCCUCUACGGGGCUCGCCCACCCUGUGCCAGCCGACAGCGGCUCGCCGACCAUCCGCAGCACGAUUACACGAACAACAACAAUCAGGCUGACCAGCACGCGGCAAUCGACCUCGACCUUGUACACGACGUCGGCGACGGUCAUAACAGCAUGUAACCCAGGAAAAUCGGGAGCGGACUGUUCCACCAUCUCGUCGACCACCACCGUGGUUGCUUCGAAGUUGGUCACGCCCGUGGCUUUCACGACGACAGAUGUCGUUGCCACUACAGAAGUCACUGAAGCCCCCGUGGCGGGCAACGCCUUGUCUUCUGCCGCAGCUCAGGGGGCGUCUGGAGUUGCAGGUUCCGGCACAGGCACAGGCACAGGUCAACUGCCUGCGGGGCCAAAGACGACGGCUUUGGCAACAAUUGCUGGUUCGGGACGAAACUUUGAGGUAGUGCCUGGGUUUGUAUUUGCAUUCAUCUUGGCUGUCCAUCUCAUUUGA
This is a messenger RNA of Diaporthe amygdali, 2892 nucleotides long. RefSeq names its product extracellular cell wall glucanase crf1 allergen asp f9. The transcript has 2 exons. Gene Ontology annotation, molecular function: glycosyltransferase activity; hydrolase activity, hydrolyzing O-glycosyl compounds. Gene Ontology annotation, biological process: fungal-type cell wall organization; carbohydrate metabolic process. The coding region runs from base 1 to 2892 and encodes 963 amino acids. The record is from RefSeq and is a predicted model, not a curated record. Lineage: Eukaryota; Fungi; Ascomycota; Sordariomycetes; Diaporthales; Diaporthaceae. Gene Ontology annotation, cellular component: fungal-type cell wall.